Messenger RNA from Cucumis sativus (cucumber), 1107 nucleotides. Its product is annotated as protein CMSS1. The coding region runs from base 53 to 868 and encodes 271 amino acids. The record is from RefSeq and is a predicted model, not a curated record. The transcript has 6 exons. NCBI's taxonomy places the organism in Eukaryota, Viridiplantae, Streptophyta, Magnoliopsida, Cucurbitales, Cucurbitaceae. Gene Ontology annotation, cellular component: 90S preribosome; nucleus.
UCCUCCGGCUAUAAGUUUGGCGUUCACUUCGUCCUCUUAAACCCUAGAAAAAAUGGUGGGUUUAGAAAAUGCAGACAAGUCUUCUCUUCGAAACCCUAGAAAUAAACGUAAACAGCGGCCUCCUAAUAAGCCUAGGAACGCCAAGAAGAGAAAGCCCGAUGUGAACCACAAUCGCCAUGCUCAAGAGACCACAAAUGGUAGUGAAGCCAUUGCAUCAGAGCCACUUCCAUUGGAGCCCUUCAGCUUUUUCCUGAAUGAGUUCCAAACGGCUAAUGAUGUGCAGGUUUCUUCUCUUGAGUUGGAUUCCAUGAAAGAUAGAUGCAUUCUGGGUCCUCCUGAAAGUUCAGUUCAGGAUGAUAAAAGUUUGGUGAAACAUGUUAAGGAAGCUUUUGGAUCGUCGUGGAAAGAAAUUCUAUGUAAGGGGGAACUCUUGGAAGGACGGACUGAACCUGGGAGUCCUGCAGUUCUUAUAAUCAGUACAUCUGCACUUAGGUCGAUUGAACUUUUAAAGGGUUUUCGAUCGAUAACUCAAGAAUGCCAUGCUGUAAAGCUAUUUUCGAAGCACAUGAAGGUUGAGGAACAGGUACAGCUGUUGAAGAACCGUGUUAACAUUGCGAGUGGUACACCGAGCAGGAUUAAAAAAUUGAUUGACAUUGAGGCGUUGGGGCUGUCAAGACUAGCCGUCAUUGUGCUGGACGUUCAACCAGAUGUCAAGGGAUAUUCUUUAUUUUCACUUCCACAAGUCAGAGAUGAAUUCUGGGAUUUAUACAAGAGCUACUUACACCCGCGGAUAGUUGAGGGUGAGCUGCGAAUUUGCCUCUUUGGACCUUUACAACCUACUCGUAAACGAAGAAAAAAGGAAAUCUAGUUAUUGUUAAUGCAUCCUCAAAGUUCAUCAGUUCCCACAAAUUAUCUUUCAUCACUUGAUCAUUUUUCCCCAACUUCCGUUUCAUUCCUAUAAUUCCGAUUUGGUUUGUUGUACCAAAAUUUUGCAAUCUGAGCUGAGUCAAUUUUGAAGUCAAGCUGUGUGAAAUAUUACAUUGUGUAAUAGAUUUUGGAAUUAUGUAUAAAUUAUUCACUUUUUCUAAUUUACUAAUUUAACAUAAA